AGUGUAGUUUGUUCGAUCGGAAGUCAGUCACAAACAGAAUUUACUAUCGAGGUGUUCUUAUUUUGAUUAUUUCGCCUUAAAUUAGUGAAAAAACAACUUUAGUGUUUUGUCAGCAGUUCUAAAUGUGAAUAAACCGUGUUACCGGUUGGAUCUUGCAGUGAUAUUGUGCCCCAAAGUGCUAACUUUUAUGUGCGGUAUUGCAACUAAAAAAACAUCAGUUUUACCAGUGAUUUAACUUGUUUUAGUGGUAAAAUCUUCCGUUAUUGUGGUGUAACGGAGCGGAACAUAUCCCGUGAAUGUGGCAACCUGCCAAAAAACUUUCAGUUUUAACAUUUUGUGAAACAGUGACUAUGUACGCGCCAGAAAUGUCUUCCAUAGUGAACUGUCGUGAUUCAGGACCCAAGUGACGUUCCUUCAAAAUGCCACCCGUCAAGCGAAAGAGGAGGAUCGACGACAAGGUUAAAUUUAGAAAUAAAGACCAAACAAGGACUCGCUCUUAGCAGAAUUCGUAAAAUUAAGUACACAAUUGAUCUCAAGUAUUUUAGUGCUCAACGUAUAAUAAAUUAAGUACAACAGACUGAUUUAAAUAAGACUUAAAAUGAUCGCGUUGAAGAAGCUUUACGGGGACGAGUUGCUGCGGCUGGCUUUAGUCCUGAGUCUUCUCAAGGCGGACCCCAGCGACUAUUUGGAGGGAGAAACUCAGCAGCUGAUCACAGGCCUAAACAUAUCCAACGGGUCGGACUGGUCUCUAGAGCAAGAAGCCAGAACGCUGAUCCGACCGAGGUUCGUCCACCCAAAAUCGCUGGACAACAUUCUAAUCAACUACGAAAGGGAGUUGUUCGAAGAGCUGAACUCCCUGGGGCGAUACGCGAACUCUUUGGAAAACAAUGAACGGAUAUGGAAUAAUCGGGGUCCGAUCCUUCAUACAUAUGUAUUGAAUAACGUAGCUACCGACACAGUCGCGCCUUCGCUGGCCUCAGCGCCGCUCGAGAGCCAGGAGAGCGAUGGGGUGUCCGCUGACGAGAACGUAGCGCAAGAAGUCAAGAUCUCUGAUGAGGAGCAGCAGGAAAAUGAGCAGCCAGACGCGGUUGUGACUCUCUCAGCUGACUUCCUAUCCAACCACACCGAAUCUGACAUUUUCGCUGAGAUCGCGUCCCGUUCUUUCGACGUCAACGAGUUCUUAGUCAACCCCAACGAGAUGCAGAUCAAAACGGAGCCCCAGGACUCCGAGUCCGAUUUCAUGGACGUCGUCGUCAAGAAGGAAAACAACGAGGAUCUGUACAAUGACAAUGCGAUCGACGAUUUCGUGCCUUACUUCACGGCGAAAGCCGAGAAAUUCGAGAUGGGAGAGCCCAAUUCCGUCUUCCACCAGAACAUGGCGGAUCUCCAGGACUAUGAGGAGAUCUUCGAUGACGUUAAAGAACUGAGGAACGAUCUGGAAUACUUGGACGUUAAGCAACAGCAAGAGAAUUUAGAGCAGUAUCUCUUAGAAAACACUCCUUUGGAUGCAGAAGCGUACGAAUUGGCGCCCAUUUUUGAGGAUGAGCUGGUGUUGAAUGUGAAGAGAGAAAGAGCGAGCACUAGUUUCACUUCGGCCAGUUCGAGUGGUGUGAGUGAUAUGGAUGUGUCGGUGAAAGAGAUGCAAGACGUCAAGUCGGAGCCUGAUGAAGGGCACCAUACUGGGGAUGAGCUGACCCAAGAGGACAUGGACCUGAUCGAGGUGCUGUGGAAGCAGGAUGUGGACAUGGGAUUCUCGCUGGAGGACCCUGUGCAGUUGGAGGGUCCUCAAGCAACCAAGGUGGCAAGCGAUGAGAUCCGCAAGGAACCUCUCACUGAGACGAUGCAGAAGAAGAAGGAAGAAGAAGAAAGCAUCGAAAAGGUGAAGGCUUCGCUUCUCAACGAGGACGUUAAAGAAGAUGACCCGUGGGCAGGCCUGUCGUACACCGUGGACACCGAGACUGGCGAGUACCUGAUCCAAGGCGAGCUACCCCGUGAGCUUGAGUCGCUCGAGGAGUCCCGCUUCGACCUCUUGGAGGAGGCGCUCCAGCUCGUCGAGCUAGGAGACGAGGCCGAGACCAAGGAUGAGCAGUCUGAGGCGGUAGAGGGCAGCAGCGGCGGGGAGAUGUUGCAUCCGGCGAUGCGGCAUGUGCCGCACCACCCGCUAGCGCACUACCAUAACCAGUCGCUGAUGCGGUCUAUGUCGGUGGAGCAGCGCUGGCAGGACCUGGCCUCGCUGCUGACCAUCCCGCCGCCACCGGAGCAGUACCACCAGUACCACCACCAUCAGCCCCAUCCCCAUCCCCACCCCCACCCGCAUAACAUUAGCUCCCAUGGCGCGGCCGGCGGUUACCCGCCAAAUUACCACGCCCCUCUCCCCCCAGUGCCGGAGAAACACCCUGACCCUUACGCUGGCGCAGCAGCGCCUUUGGAAGGGGCCUACAAGGUGGAAUCGGCUCAUCACCCUCAGCAACACGAUGGGAUCUACUAUCAGCAGAACUCAACGAGCGAGAUGGCACCCCCGGCCAACCAAGACGGGUUUCUCCAGUCGAUCCUCAACGAUGAAGACCUGCAGCUCAUGGAUAUGGCGAUGAAUGAAGGCAUGUACACGAUGCGGAUGCUGGACAGUGCCGGGGCGCACCACGCGCCGCACCACAACCACACCCACAUGAUGAUGACCGAACGCGACUCGGCGUCCGAUAGCGCUGUCUCAUCUAUGGGGUCGGAGAGAGUGCCCUCUCUUUCUGACGGCGAGUGGUGCGAUGGAAGCGAUUCGGCGCAGGAGUUUCAUAGCUCCAAGUUCCGGCCGUACGACAGCGGCUAUGGGCGCGAGCGAAGCGCGCCGCACCAGCCGCAGAAAAAACACCACAUGUUCGGCAAACGCUGCUUCCAGGAGCAGACGCCGCAGCUGGAGCCGCGGCCGGCGCCGGUCGUCAAGUACGAGUGCCCCGAGCAGGCCUACCACCACGACAACAUGCACGUGCAUAAUGGCGUAGAGUUCGGCGCGCGCGCACAAAUAGCGCCGCCGGUGGCGCUACAACCCGCGCUAGACCUCAACGCGCCACACUCGAGCCACGCGCUACUGCAGAACGGUCUAGCCAGCCCAGCUCGCUUCCCGUACGGUGCGGAGCGCGUGCGCCACAACCACACCUACAGCGCGCCGCCCGCGCCGCAUCAGGCUCGGCCCGCGCACACUAGGGACAAGAGAGUCCGCCGCCUGACCGAUGGCAGCAUGUCGGACGGAGGUUCGUCGGCCGCCAGCGGACACCUCACCCGAGACGAGAAACGGGCUAAGGCUUUGGUACAAGUAAAGAAAAACCAGUGUAAAGCCUCCCUUCUGCACGCAGGCAUACCGCUGGAGGUGCACGAUAUCAUCAAUUUGCCGAUGGAUGAGUUCAACGAGCGUCUCUCGAAGCACGAUCUGAGCGAGGCCCAGCUGUCCCUUAUAAGGGACAUAAGGAGGCGAGGCAAGAAUAAGGUGGCUGCCCAAAACUGCCGCAAGCGCAAACUCGACCAGAUCACCUCUCUCGCAGACGAAGUGCGCACAGUCCGCGACCGCAAGCAGCGCACGCAGCGUGACCACCACCAGCUGACCGCUGAAAGGCAGCGCGUGAAGGAGCGAUUCGCAGCGCUGUACCGGCAUGUUUUCCAGAACUUGCGCGACCCUGAAGGCCGUCCACUGUCCUCGCAGCAGUUCUCGCUGCAGCAAGCGGCUGACGGCAACGUCGUGCUGGUUCCCAAGAUGCCGCAACACCCAGAUCACCCAAUGAACCGCUCUGACGACGAUAUGGACCGAAAACCGAAGAACUACGAACAGUGACACCCGACACAAACGCUAAGGUGGUAACGCAAGAUGUAUCACGCAAUUAUUUGAUCCAAUUCAUCAAUCUACUUCCGAGCAGCUUUUUUGGUCACAAAAUUAUGUAAAACCUCAAAAAAUUAUGCGAAAUUAAAAAAGUUUUUGCACCAUGUAUUAUGUAUACUGAUAUCAAAUUUUAAACAAAUUAUACGAUAUUUUUUUAACAAAAUCAACACGUUUUGAAAAUAAAAAAAAUGUAUUCUGAGAUUUGUGAGUUAAUUAGAUUUAUAAAAACACAUAUUUGAUGGUUAUUUAAUUAUGUCACCACCUUUAUUCUACAAAUAUGUUGGUAUUCUUUGUGAUUCGGAAUUGUUACUUUACAUAUAAACAUAUCUUGCAUAGUUCGUUUUGAGACCAAUAUUUGUAAUGUGUUCUGUCUUAUAGCGCCUUAUUUGUCAGCGAAAUGUACAGUUAAAAUGAUAAUAUAUCGAAUAAAAAUAUUGUAUGUAUCAUUUUGUCUUACGUCACCUUAAAAUUUUGAAAAAAAUGUGAUAAACAAAAAUAUUCCAUUUUUGAUUAGUGGCUGAAUAGAUUUUUUUAUGUUUACCCAUAUUUAUGUAUGUUUUAAAAUUAUAAUUAUGUCAUCAUGUUGAAGAAAAGUCCCAUGCCAAGUAUCAUUAUGUCAAAAACAGUUUGACAUAAUGUUUGCACUUUCUAAAUUCACAUAAAAAUUAUGCGAUCUUGUCACCUUGAUUAAAUUACUACCAAGCACUCAACAAUGACAUAUAAAUAUUAAAAACAUACAUAAAUAUUAGAAUGGAAUUGUGUGUUUUGCAUUAUGUCUUGCCCGACUACAAGAAUUAGUAUACGUUUACAAACUUUUGGCAUAAAUAUUUUUCGGCAAAUGUAACUUUGCAUAAUGUUUUAAAAGUAUAUUUUUCAAUAUAAUAUGUUACCAAACGCAGUGUUAUAUUUGUCGUGUGUGCUUUGCAACUAUAUGUAUGCCAGAAACGACUGAAAAUAAAAACAAAAUAAAAAAAUACAUAGGAUUAAUAAAAUGAUGUCUGCGACAUCAAACUGUUGCAAUAAGUAAUUUUAAUCUGUACUUUAACACUUUUUUGUAAUAUAUUUUUUCACUUUUUUGUUUGUAAGGUUGUUUAUUUAUGUAUAUUAUUAAGGUUGUUAUCGUGUUUCGAAUACAUUCACAAAUUCAAAUCAUACAUAUUUGGAUGGAAGUACAAAAGUAGUAUUCGCAGCGAUUAUAAAAAUAUACAUUGUCUAUUCCAAUAGCAAAAAUUUUCGUUUUUGUCCAUCUUAUUUAUCAAUAUGCAAUAUACAAAGCAAUGUUGCAAUACUUCUUAUGAUUAAUUCUUAUAUUGGACACCAUAUUAUGAAUUAAACAAUUGGGUAAUUUAUAAUACGAGUAUAAUUAAUCAAUUCUAAGGCAUAUUUCUAAUUUCGCAUUCGUUUGUUUUAGCUUGAAAACCAGAAUAGUUUUCAAUCAACCAUAAACUCAAAAUAUUGUUACUUUAAAAUCAAUGAGUACUCUAAAAAAAUAAAAUGCUAUAGAAAAUCUACGAUGACCUUGGUUUUUUCAGCCCAUAAUAAAGAAUAAAUUGCCCAGUUGUCGCAUAUUGAUAUUCAAGAAGCACUCUUUGAACCAAUCUUUCAGUUUUCUUAGUUGUAUUGUAGAUUGAAUAAAAAUAUUUUUAAUCAGAUGUAGUAACUUUUAAAGGACCAGCGUUUUUUAUUUUUUCUGAGCUGGUCUUUUAGAUAUUCGCUACGUUUAGAUCUGUAAGUUUAAAUGUAAGUUUGCAGAUUAAAUCUUUUUCAAAGACAACAAUUUGUAAAAAAAUAUACACAAACUGUAUUUAGUUCCCUUUUUUAUUUAACCCGUUUGUUGUCUUUAAAAAACUGCUUGUAAGAUAAGAUUAAUAAAUAUUUAUAAAUGUGGUGCAUAUGUUUUUUAAACGAAAUAGUAUGACAGCUUUUUACGGCGAUUAAAUAAAUGAAGUAAAAAUACGAAAUGUUUAUAUUUAUUAUUAAGUAGGGACGGGUAUGCAUUUCAACUUAAGUUCUUUGUAUAUCGAGUUGGUGGAAGGCUGUGGCGUAUUUUGCCGGCGAAAUAGUCUUUGUUUGCAAAAUAAGUAGUACAAUUUAAUUUGCACAAGAGCAUUGAUAGGUUGAGCCAAAUUGUAAAUUUACGAAAUCAUUUUAUACGGAAAUAUAAAAGUACUAAAGAGUUGGCGCCCCCAUGGAAUUUACUCGCCAAACUGGUGAACAAAAAUUUGAAAUAAUAAAUAAUUCGACAACACUACUAAAACUACUUCUGAUGGAUUUUAGUAGCAAUAGUAAAAUCAUGUCGCUUCUAAAAUUAGAAAAGAAUGAUCAGAAUUUAGUGAUUUUAACUUGGUACUAAAUAAACAUUUUUAUUUUCUAUCUUUUUGAAUGUUUGAUCUCAACAAAUCACCUAUCAAUGAGUCUUAUUCUACAUCGAUUUAAAGGUAUAUUCACAAUCAUAUGAGGCCUGACAUUGUGAGCAGAGCUGGUUCGUGCCUCAUUAAUGUGAAUACACCUUCACUCACCUUCUUAUUAAUUUGUAAGUGUGUAGCGGAACAAAGCAGUACAUUUUUUCUACUUUAUUAAAACUUUAUCACAAAUAAGCCCGUAUUUUAAAACGACUCAAGCAUGGAUUUAAAUUUUAAGAAUUGAGUCACAAAUAAAUCAAUUCUUGAAUUAAGAUUCGUACUUCAGUAUCGUUUUGUGAAACGGGUCUCAUGUAUAUGACUUUUAAAUCUGUACAGUAUAAAAAUACUGUGAUU
Molecule: messenger RNA, 6618 nt
Organism: Ostrinia furnacalis (Asian corn borer)
Lineage: Eukaryota; Metazoa; Arthropoda; Insecta; Lepidoptera; Crambidae
Product: segmentation protein cap'n'collar
Exons: 22
Coding region: 599-3817 (1072 amino acids)
Biological process (GO): regulation of transcription by RNA polymerase II
Cellular component (GO): nucleus
Molecular function (GO): RNA polymerase II cis-regulatory region sequence-specific DNA binding; DNA-binding transcription factor activity, RNA polymerase II-specific
Source: RefSeq, a predicted model, not a curated record